CGCCCGGAAUUAGAGUUAGACGAAGAAGAGGAGGGCGGAAGUGGAAAUGUUUACUGAAUGUAGCCGGCAGAUAUGCUACAAAACAUUUCACUUGAACUUUGAAUUAUUUGCUUAAACACGACGUGUGUAUAUUUGUCGCUGUAUUUAACGUAUCGGAGUCAGAAGAUGAUUUAAAGUUAGAAAGAGAAAAUUAAAAAGGAAGAUGGACAAGAAUGAGGACCUGGUCCAAACAGGCGCCCAUAAAACUCUGCUUAUUCGCCACCUACCAGCUGAGCUCAGCCGGGAUGAGAAAGAAGACCUCUUAAAGUAUUUUGGAGCUGAGUCUGUCAGGGUCUUCUCGAACACGGGUCGUUUGAAACACGCAGCCUUUGCAAGCUUUAAAAGUGAGAAGUUAGCAGCAAAAGCUCUGAGCAGGCUCCAUCAGUUAGAGAUUCUUGGUCGCACACUGGUUGUUGAGUUUGCAAAAGGCGAAGAUCAUGUGACCGUAUUAAAGGACCCACCAGUGUCAGACAGUGGUAAACGUGACAGGAAAGAGGAAAAGAAACAAGAGACCAAGCAGCCAAAUAUUCCCCUCAUUGAGACGGGCAUUGCACCUGGCCUUGGGUUGAAAUUUCAAUUGAAUCCCUCUUUGAAAUAUUUAUACCCACCACCUUCUAAUGGCAUUCUGACAAAUAUAACACAUGCCCUCAUCAGUGUGCCAAAGUUUUAUGUUCAAGUACUACAUCUGAUGAACAAGAUGAAUUUACCAUGUCCGUUUGGCCCGGUCACUGCCAGACCCCCUAUGUUUGAGCUGCUGCCUCCUGCACCACCCAUCCCCAUGCCUCCUCCCUUCCCUCCUGACUACCCACCUUUACCACAGGAGGAGAUGGAGCUGUCCAGUGGAGAGGAGUCUGAGUAUGAAAGUGGGGAUGAAGAAGACAAGGAGAGGAUUGUUCGUCUGAUGGGCCUGGUCAACCAAGCGUGCAAGAGACCCUUGAGACCAAAAACAGCUUCAAAGAGAAAGAAACCCAAGAUCAAGGAUCUACUCUAUGCUCCCAAACCAGACUCUCAGAGUGCUCCGAUGCUGCAGCCAUCCGAUGUGUUUGAGCAGCCCCACCCCGCCGGCCACAGGAAAAUUGAAUUCCACAUUUCGGUUCCAGAGGUGGCAGCCAUAGUGGAAGGAAGUGGGCCGGGUCAGCCUGAUGAAGAAGGCAAAGACGUGGACGAAAGGGAGCUUGCCCCCAGCAGCAGUCAGGAGGUGGCAGAGGCUGAAGGUUUUGGGAAGCUUUACCCCAGCACCCAGGCGUUACAACAGCAAGAGGAAGACAGCGACGACGAUGAUGAUGUCCCCAAAGAUGUCAUCUCCAGAAAGGAGCUGGAGAAAGGACGACUAUCAAGAGAUGAGAUAAAAAGGAUGUCUGUGUUUAAAAAUUAUGAACCUGGCGAGCCAACCUGCAGACUGUACGUGAAGAAUAUUGCAAAGCAAGUGGAAGAGAAAGAUCUGAAGUACAUCUAUGGGAGAUACGUCAACCCUUUGUCAGAAGCCGAGAGAAACAUGUUUGACAUUGUGUUAAUGAAGGAGGGGCGGAUGAAAGGGCAGGCCUUCGUAGGACUCCCCAGUGAGCAGAGUGCAGAGAAAGCCCUGCGGGAAACCAAUGGCUACGUUCUGUAUGACAAACCCCUCGUCGUCCAAUUUGCCAGGUCUGCCCGACCAAAGGAAGACAACACAGCUACUAAGAAAGGACCAAAACAACGAUGAGCUCAACAGAUGCCAUGGCUUGAUAUUGUGGCCCAGCAGAACCAUUUGUAUCCUUAUUCUGGCAUAUCCUUUGGAAAUAAACACAAAAGAAAACGGGGGCAGUUUAUUUGUAGUUAAUGUGGCACAAUUGGAACUUGAAACAACUCGACCUGUAAUGUAGUCUAAAUUUAAAAGGACUGAGUACCAUGUUUUGUUCCUGUAGCUUAUUGUGUCUCUCAGUAUGUUGUCUGUAAACCUGUGCUAUUUUGGAGUCUCUCAAACGUCUCUUUCUCUACCUUGUUUGA
Epinephelus fuscoguttatus (brown-marbled grouper) is the source of this 2022-nucleotide messenger RNA. RefSeq names its product RNA-binding region (RNP1, RRM) containing 3 (gene rnpc3). The record is from RefSeq and is a predicted model, not a curated record. Gene Ontology annotation, biological process: mRNA splicing, via spliceosome. Lineage: Eukaryota; Metazoa; Chordata; Actinopteri; Perciformes; Serranidae. The transcript is spliced from 16 exons. Gene Ontology annotation, cellular component: U12-type spliceosomal complex. Bases 203 to 1738 code for a protein of 511 amino acids. Gene Ontology annotation, molecular function: pre-mRNA intronic binding; U12 snRNA binding; protein binding.